This is a messenger RNA of Dunckerocampus dactyliophorus (ringed pipefish), 2040 nucleotides long. RefSeq lists its product as uncharacterized. The record is from RefSeq and is a predicted model, not a curated record. The transcript has 11 exons. Lineage: Eukaryota; Metazoa; Chordata; Actinopteri; Syngnathiformes; Syngnathidae. The coding region runs from base 271 to 1398 and encodes 375 amino acids.
UCUCACAAUAGUCCAUUCAUCCGUUCAUCCGUUUUUCUACCACUUAUCGUCUUCGGGUUCACUGGAAGCUAGAGUCUAUCCCAGCCGAAAGGCGGACUGCAUCCUGGAGUGUUCUCCAGGCAAUCACAGGACAGACAUAUAGACUAUUCACAUCGUCACUGAUGGGACUGAGUCCACGCUUGUUGUAGAGACACUGCCAAUAUAAAAGCUAUUCAAUUAAUUUUCUCCAUUACUAUAGCUGCCGCCAGCUAUAAAACGACUUGGUUAAAAAUGAAGAAAGAACCUAAAAGUCAAGCUCCUGCGUCUAGAAAGGAACCAGAUGAGAGACAACAAAGCAAAGCUGAGGUUAAAAGCGGACUCUCUCACAGCUCUGUGCUCAUGAACGUUGGAAAGUGUUUGCUUCUAAUCAUCGUCAUCCCUCCAUUCCUUAACUAUGCAUCGCUGCAGAGAGAAGGACAGAUGCUGCUGCCAAAAGAUGGCCAGAUUGUAGACGUCGGCUUGGGUCAAAGGAUGCAUCUCUUGUGUAAAGGACAGGGACAGCCAGUUGUGAUACUGGAUGCGCCAACCGGAAUGUCAUCAGAUAUUUGGUUUCAUGUCCAAGAGAGUGUUGCCACAUUAACAAAGGUUUGUGCCUAUGACCGAAUUGGACUGGGGUUCAGCAAGCGUCUGAUGCAGAAUGAAACCACGGGAACUGAGAAGGUUUGGGGGAUAUCCACAACUGGACGGAUGGUAGACGAUCUGCACCGUCUGUUGGUGGCCGCUGGAAUCGCCAUGCCUAUCAUCCUGGUUGGCUCCGAGAUUGGCGCACUCAAUAGCAGGUUCUACAGUCACAUACAUAACGUGCAAGUGACAGACCUGGUGUUGAUUGAUCCUAUACCAGAAGACCUUUUUGAAGAGGAGCAGUGGAAGGAGUAUUGGCACGGUAAGCUGCUGCCAUCCCUUCAAGCCAAGCAGUUUUCCGCAGCUUCCGGGCUGAGCCGCUUGCUGAUUAUCCUGGGCGCCAUUGAACCAACUAUCAAAGAAAAUGUCUCCGAGGAGAUCAUCCAGCGGCAGAAAUACCUGCUAAGUAACCCUGCCCAUCAGAGUGGCGCUGUGGACGAGCAUUACUUUCUCAAUGAAAGUGCAGCACAAGUAAGGGACAUCACAAAAUAUAAGCCCCUCUCCAGCAGAACGUCAGUAAGUGUGAUCACGGGGGAUUCCUUUGACCAGCAAAUCCCCGAACACCUAAAUCAGAUGGUAUCCAAGCUUCAAAAGAAGUUUCUGGAGGAGUCCUACCCAUCAGCCAAUCACAUUCACAUAAAAGGAGUAGACCGUCGAAUGAUCUACAUGAAGCCAUCUGCCAUCAGCCAGUACCUGAGGAAGCUCGUCAACCAGCGACAAGCCAGGCAGAGCGAGUGACCCAUGGCCAACAUGUAAAUAAAGCACACCCAGGUAGAAUGUUUUAUAAUUAGUCUGUAAAACAUUCAAGUCAUCUUUUUUAGUUUUCCCUCUGGCAUAACGUAGAGAUCAUCUGCAAGACCGGUAAGGUUCAUCGUAUAGUUCCGUUUUUUUUUUUUAAACAGCUUUGCUGUAUUGGUAGCUUUAAUUGAGGAAAGCUGGAGGGUAUUCAGCUUGAUGAAAAUAUUUGAAAAUCUUAUCUUUGAGGUUGUUAUUCCAGCCUCUUUACCUGGUUGGCCAAUACCAAAAAUGACUUCUUAUCAUUGGAAAGGCCACACACUUCCCUGCUCAACCUCGUACUUUUAUCUCUUGCAGUUGUGUCUUAAGAUUAUUAAAUGUUAUGACCGCGGGGCAAAGUAUAUGAAAUUCAUCAUUUUUGCUAGAUUGAGUCCGAUUGUAACAUGACACAGACUUCUAUAUCGAAUCAUUUUCGCAGACUGGUAAUUCAGGAAUGAAACUAUUCAAAUGAAGAUUUUUUUUCAUUAUCUUUACACUGUGUGCACAGUUAUUAGGCAAGUCGGUAUUUUGACCAUAUUCUCAUUUGUAUGCAUAUUUUCCAACCCCAAGCUGAAUAAACUUGAAUGCCUAUUGGGUUUAAGCAUA